Molecule: messenger RNA, 3024 nt
Organism: Hypanus sabinus (Atlantic stingray)
Lineage: Eukaryota; Metazoa; Chordata; Chondrichthyes; Myliobatiformes; Dasyatidae
Gene: mvk
Product: mevalonate kinase
Exons: 11
Coding region: 196-1404 (402 amino acids)
Biological process (GO): cholesterol biosynthetic process; isoprenoid biosynthetic process
Cellular component (GO): cytoplasm
Molecular function (GO): ATP binding; mevalonate kinase activity
Source: RefSeq, a predicted model, not a curated record
AGUGUUUUAUCCUUGUGGGGGAACACUAUGCCGGGUGAUCGGGCUCGAACCACGGAUGUUGCGUUCUACAAUGUGGAGAGCGGGAACGGCAGAGACCGACGUGACAGGAGUCGGUAUUGAACUCAACGUAGGACUCCAGCGCCGGGAUUUUCCUCGGGGUUUAACUCCCAAAACCUCUCCCGAUAAUCCUCAACAAUGACAAACAAGGCACUCAUUAUAUCUGCUCCUGGCAAGGUUAUUUUACAUGGAGAGCAUGCUGUGGUCCAUGGAAAGGUGGCUCUCGCAGUCAGCCUAAACUUAAAAACAUAUCUCCGGAUGCAACCACGUGCUGAUCAACAAGUACAAUUAUAUUUGCCAAAUAUUGGCACCCAUCUGAGUUGGAAAACCACGAACCUUCAGUUCCUGCUGACAGCAAUUGAUGCUGAUGUCCAGAGUCCAAAGGCUGCGAGCCAGGAGCUAGUGGAGCAACUGAGACAGAAAGCAGAAAUACCAGAAGGCUAUACAGACAUGAUGAGCCUCAGUGUCCUCUGUUUCCUUUAUUUAUAUGGUGCUAUCUCCAGCAGCAAAAGUCAGUUGCCAAGUGUAGACAUUGUAGUUUGGUCUGAGCUUCCAAUAGGAGCUGGCCUGGGAUCCAGUGCUGCAUAUUGUGUGUGUCUUGCAGCUGCUCUUCUGACUGCCAGUGGGGCCAUAACUUGUCCAGACCUGCAAGAGAAAGACAUCGCUAGAUGGAAUGAUGAUGAACUGGAACUGAUCAACAAAUGGGCUUUUCAGGGAGAAAAGUUGAUACAUGGGAACCCAUCUGGUGUGGAUAAUGCCGUAGGAACAUGGGGAGGAGUGUUGAGAUAUCAUGCAGGUAAAAUUAUCCCUUUAUCCAGAGUCCCCACUCUCCGGAUACUGCUUACUAAUACAAAGGUCUCAAGAAGCACUAAAGUAUUAGUAACUGGAGUAAAGGACAAACUUAAUAAGCUACCAAGCAUAAUAAAACCUGUGCUGGACUCAAUAGAUGCUAUUUCCUGCGAGUGUGAACGUAUUCUGGCUGCUAUUGCAUCUGGUGGUGAUACAAAUGAACACUACACAAUCCUGGAGGAACUUAUUGACAUUAACCAGCAUCACCUGAAUGUCAUUGGAGUGGGUCAUUCCUCAUUGGACAAGUUAUGUCAGGCAACAGCAGCAUAUGGUCUGCACAGCAAAUUGACUGGAGCGGGAGGUGGCGGAUGUGGCUUAACACUGCUUAGACCAGAUACAAGUCCUUCUGUGGUAGAAGCUUCUAAACAGGCUUUAAAAGACUUUGGGUUUGAUUGCUGGGAGACAAAUAUUGGUGGAUUCGGUGUGUCUUUGCAGUUGCCAUCCUCCCUGCGGAAGGACGUAUUUCAGAUUUUAUGUGACAUGAGGAGUUACCAAUAAGGAACUUUGGAAGCAUAUUGUAAUUAUGCUGAUCAUUUGCACAUACCAUGUUUGUUUAUUAGAUUCUGUCUGUGUACAUUGGACUUGAUCACCUCAUUUUCAAUCAUCUCAUUUUUAAUUUAAUUUCCGUUCUUUUCUUUCUCUCUAUACCCCCCUCCUCUUCUCCCACAAAGCAGGGAUUCCCAACCUUUUCUUAUGCCAUGGACCCCUACCGUUAACCAAUGGGUUCGUGGACCUAAGGUUAAGAACACCUGCAUUAAAAAAAAACUUCUUUGGUUUUUCAUUUUCACCUUUUAAAUGUGAUAAUCCAAAAGUAUUUUCAUUGGAAAGUGCUGCUUAUUUUCAGUUUGGUUCCUAAUUGAAGAUUAGUUCUUAUAUAAAUAAAUGCUUGAAAAGUGAAGGCAUUCAUCCAUCCAGGUAGGAGAAACUAUUCUUGCAGAGUAUAGCUGGAAGAAGGUUCACCAGUCACGUUUUGAAACCUUUUAAUUCAAGCAAAUUACUUGUUAUUGGUGGUAAUGUCUUGUACUGUUAUAAACAAUACACUGAAUAUAAAUUUUCUGAAGGAGCAUAAUGAGUAUUUAGUGGGGAAAAAAAAACACUACAUGAAAUUCAUUAAUAUGUUACCUGCAUUGAUGAAUUUUAGUUAUGGAGAGAAAUUGGAGAGGCUGUAUUUAUUUUCCUUUGGAGCAUAGGAGACUGAAGGGGACCUGACACAGGUACCAUAUAUAAAAGGUGUAGAUGUCAGAAUCCUUUCCCAUGGUAGGGGUAUCAAAACAAAAAGGUAUAGGUUUAAGGUGAGAGAAAGGAGAUUUAAAAGAUAUUUGAGGGGAUUCUUAUUCAUCUCUGUAGUGAAUGGUUAAUAUCUUGAACUGACUAUCUAAAUGUCUCAUUAAAUGUAUAGUGAUUGUAGCUGACUCCACCUCAUCCUCGGGCAAAGAUAGAAACAAGAGUUGGAAGGAUUUAGACCGUGUAUAUACAAGUAAGUUCUAGAUGGGCAGGGAGGUUUGCAUGAAUGUGAUGGGCUGAAGGGCCUUAUUCUGUGUUGUACAAAUGUAUGACUCUCAGAUCUCUUAGGAUAGUUUUCAUGUACUUUUCUUUGGUUUUGAGAGAAAAGACAUUAAUCAGGAUGUUGGAGUAGCCGGCAUCCAUGAAAUGAAGACUUAUUGAAAUCUAAUUCUGUCUUUGUGGUCUUGUUUGCCUCACAGGGACAAGAAAUGUGCAGUGUGUGGUUUUGUUUGUGGUGUAUCACCGUUGAAUCACCACUCAGCUUUAUUCCUCUUCUCUGAAAGAUGCUGCCUCACACUGUUCACAUUAAUUGUUAACAUUAUCAGUUAGGGUUGGUAUGGGCUGACAUUGUUGGAAGAGGAGCUCAGAUAAUUGUAAACAGGUUUCAGAAUUUGAAAUCUGGUUUCUGUCUAUGCCAAUACAUUUUUCCAGUUAGAAUCCUGAACAGUAUUUAUAAUUGAAAAUUUCCAUUUUUUGUUUACUUUCAUGUUGCUAUGAUAUAGGACUGCUGUCCAAAGUGUAUCAGCAUUAACACAAGAUUUCAAGAAUGUUUGUUCAAAUGCAGGUAACUAGCUUUGUGCAAAUCACAAAUUAAAAUUAAAAAGAGUUACAUGA